Molecule: messenger RNA, 5942 nt
Organism: Bubalus bubalis (water buffalo)
Lineage: Eukaryota; Metazoa; Chordata; Mammalia; Artiodactyla; Bovidae
Gene: COL22A1
Product: collagen type XXII alpha 1 chain
Exons: 55
Coding region: 529-4938 (1469 amino acids)
Source: RefSeq, a predicted model, not a curated record
CCCACCGCCGGGCCCCGCCCUCCGCGCUCGGGGCUGGGGAUCCCACCUCCCUGGCCGCUUCGCCCCUGGGGGGACCAGAGCAGCUUUGUUCUUGGGCAGCAGCUGGGCUGGCUGCCGCUGCUGCAUUUUUUUCCUCCCAAGGAGGUGUCUCCCGUUUCCUUAUUUUUCUGUUUCUCACAAACUUUCUGUUUUAUCCUCUAAGUGCCAAGACUCACCUUUUUUACAGUAUUUAUUUAGUUAGUGGUCGGAUAACUAGCUCUCUCUCCGGACCCCGGCCGGGGCCAAUUCGCCAGAGAUAUUACAGGUCUAACCUAGGGAGUCAGUUUGCUAGAUUGGGGGGAGGGUGGGCGGGGCCGCUGGCAGGUGACACCCCCCGCCCGGGAGGGGGCUGCCUGGGGCUCGCGGCUUCUCCAGACUCGCUUCUUCUGGAUCCGCCUGGACUGGGACCCCGGCUGGCAUCCCCCUGAGCCUCGCCCCUGCCAGGACAUGUUCCAGUAGACCCUCACGGUGUCUCUUCCUGGCCAAGAAAUGCUGGUUCCCAAGCACGAGAGAGCCAUGGGCCGCCUGCGAGGGAACGUUGUGGCCGGCCUCCUGUGGAUGCUGCUGCUUUGGAGUGGGGACCGUGGCUGUCAGGCCCAGAGGGCAGGUUGCAAAACCGUCCACUACGACCUGGUGUUCGUGCUGGACUCCUCCUCGAGCGUGGGCAAAGAGAACUUCGAGAAGGUCCGGCAGUGGGUGGCCAACCUGGUGGACACGUUCGAGGUGGGCCCGGAGCGCACGCGAGUGGGCGUGGUGCACUACAGCGACCGCCCGGCCACGGCCUUCGAGCUGGGCCGCUUCGGCUCGCGGGCCGCGGUGCGCGCGGCGGCGCGGCAGCUGGCCUACCACGGCGGCCACACGCACACAGGCGACGCGCUGCGCUACAUCACGCGCCACAGCUUCGCGCCGCGAGCCGGCGGCCGCCCCGGGGACCGCGCCUUCAAGCAGGUGGCCAUCCUGCUGACCGAUGGCCGCAGCCAGGACCUGGUGCUGCCCGCCGCCACGGCUGCGCGCCGCGCUGGCAUCCGCAUCUUUGCCGUGGGCGUGGGCGAGGCUCUGCGCGAGGAGCUAGAGGAGAUCGCCUCCGAGCCCACAGCGGCGCACGUCUUCCACGUGUCUGACUUCGACGCCAUCGACAAGAUCCGGGGCAAGCUGCGGCGCCGCCUGUGCGAGAAUGUGCUCUGCCCCAGCGUUCGUGUGGAAGGAGAUCGCUUUAAGCACACCAAUGGCGGAACCAAGGAGAUCACAGGUUUUGACCUGAUGGACUUGUUCAGUGUGAAGACGCUCUUGGGGGAGAGAGAGAACGGGGCGCAGAGCUCCUACGUCCGGAUGGGAUCCUUCCCUGUGGUGCAGAGGACAGAGGACGUGUUCCCGCAAGGCUUGCCCGAUGAGUACGCCUUUGUCACCACCUUCCGGCUCAGGAAAUCAUCCCGGAGAGAAGACUGGUACAUCUGGCAGGUCAUCGACCAGUACGGCAUCCCGCAGGUGUCCAUCCGGCUGGACGGCGAGAACAAGGCCGUGGAGUACAGCGCCGUGGGCGCCAUGAAGGACGCCGUCAGGGUGGUCUUCCGGGGCCCCCGGGUCCACGACCUCUUCGACCGGGACUGGCACAAGGUGGCCCUGAGCGUGCAGGCCCAGCACGCCUCCCUGUACGUCGACUGUGCGCUGGUGCAGACGCUGCCCCUCGAGGAGCGGGAGAACAUCGACAUCCAGGGCAAGACGGCGAUCGGCAAGCGCCUCUACGACAGCGUGCCCGUCGACUUUGACCUCCAACGGGUCGUGAUUUACUGCGACUCCCGACACGCGGAACUGGAGACCUGCUGUGACAUCCCCUCGGGUCCGUGUCAGGUGACCGUGCUGACGGAACCCUCCCCGCCACCCCAGCCGCCUCCCACCUCUGGCAGUGAGCAGAUCGGGUUUUUGAAGACCAUCAACUGCUCCUGCCCACCUGGAGAAAAGGGUGAGAAGGGCUUCGAUGGCCCCGUGGGACUCCCUGGCCCAAAGGGAGACAUGGGAGCCACUGGGCCAGCAGGCGCUCCUGGACCCAAGGGAGAGAAAGGAGAUACGGGCAGAGGACCUUUUGUGCAAGGAGAAAAGGGUGAAAAGGGUCUGAUGGGUCCAGAAGGCAAGGAUGGACCUCCUGGUUUGCAAGGUCUCCGAGGAAAGAGAGGUGAGGCGGGUCCUCCUGGAGUCCCUGGCUUGCUGGGGCAGCAGGGCCCCCCAGGACCACCUGGCGUCCCAGGCCCCCCUGGACCCGGAGGCCCCCCGGGUCUGCCUGGAGAGAUCGGCUUCCCGGGAAAGCCUGGGCCCCCCGGGCAGGCGGGACCGCCUGGAAAGGAUGGGCCGAAUGGACCCCCAGGCCUGCCAGGACCGAAGGGAGACCCAGGAGACAGAGGGGAGGACGGUCAGCCCGGACAGCGCGGCCCGCGGGGUGAAGUUGGGGAGCAGGGCCUGGCUGGCCGACCUGGAGAAAAGGGAGAGGCGGGGCUCCCAGGCUUCCCAGGACUCCCAGGUGCAAGGGGAGAGCAAGGCAACCAGGGAGAGAAAGGUGCCCUGGGGCUUCCGGGACUGAAAGGCGACCAAGGUGUAAAGGGUGACGUGGGCCCACCAGGGCCCCCUGGAUUACCUGGCACUACUUCCCUGUUCACACCACACCCAAGAAUGCCCGGAGAACCAGGGCCCAGGGGAGAGAAGGGCGAUCCUGGCGCGCCUGGGGAGCCGGGGUCGCCAGGUCAUCCUGGAGAACUAGGGCCUCGGGGACCCACUGGACCACCGGGCGCCAAGGGACAAGAAGGCGCCCAGGGAGCGCCCGGAGCAGCCGGGAGCCCCGGAGCUCCUGGACUUGUAGGGCCCCCUGGCCCCAGCGGCCCCCCAGGAAGCGUGGGUACCCCGGGCUCCAGAGGCCCCCCUGGGAAAGAUGGGGAGCGUGGUGAGAAGGGAGCAGCGGGAGAAGAAGGGAGCCCAGGGCCAGCUGGCCCCAGGGGCGAUCCUGGUUCCCCCGGGCCCCCUGGGCCCCCUGGAAGAGGGAAAGACGGAGACCCGGGACUUCGUGGCCCACCUGGAUUGCCAGGACCUCUGGGAACCAAGGGGGACCGUGGUGCGCCUGGGAUCCCCGGCUCUCCUGGCAACCGUGGAGAGCCAGGCAUGGCGGUCGCCGGCCCUCCGGGCCCCUCUGGACCACCAGGAGAAAAAGGUCCUCCGGGAUCUCGAGGCCCGCCUGGGUUUCCCGGCCCCCAGGGACCAGCUGGCCAGGAUGGUGUACCAGGAAAUCCGGGAGAAAGAGGGCCUCCUGGCAAACCAGGCCCCUCUUCAGUACUGUCUCCAGGGGACGUAAAUCUCUUGGUGAAGGACGUGUGCAAUGACUGUCCCCCGGGCCCCCCAGGCCUCCCUGGUCUUCCAGGUUUUAAAGGGGACAAAGGUCUCCCAGGAAAGCCAGGGAGAGAAGGCACAGAAGGGAAAAAGGGGGAUGCUGGGCCCAGAGGCCUCCCAGGGCCCCCAGGAAUAGCUGGACCACAGGGAAAUAAAGGAGAACAUGGUGCAGAUGGUGAGAUUGGACAGAAAGGUGACCAGGGUCAUCCCGGAGUUCCUGGUUUCAUGGGCCCCCCAGGGGACCCCGGACCACCAGGAGCAGAUGGAAUAGCGGGAGCUGCUGGACCACCAGGAAUCCAAGGACCCCCAGGGAAAGAAGGUCCUCCUGGCCCCCAAGGCCCAUCUGGAUUACCCGGCAUCCCAGGAGAAGAAGGCAAAGAGGGCAGAGAUGGAAAACCAGGGCCCCCCGGAGAGCCGGGCAAAACAGGAGAGCCGGGUCUGCCAGGACCAGAGGGUGCCCGCGGUCCCCCUGGCUUCAAGGGACACACAGGCGACUCUGGCCCGCCUGGCCCCCGGGGAGAGCCCGGCGCCAUGGGGCCCCCUGGCCAGGAAGGGUCACCAGGGAAAGAUGGUGACACCGGACCCCCAGGGCCACAGGGUCCCCAAGGACUGAGGGGCCUAGCGGGUAAGAGUGGAUCGCCUGGAUCACCGGGAGAGCCUGGCACCCCAGGAAGCCCUGGCCAGAAGGGAACCAAAGGAGAAAACGGCAGCCCAGGGCUCCCGGGCUUCCUGGGUCCCCGGGGGCCUCAGGGGGAGCCAGGAGAGAAAGGAGUCCCAGGCAAGGAGGGGGCACCUGGAAAGCCAGGAGAGCCAGGACUCAGAGGAGAAAGGGGAGAUCCUGGCAUCAAAGGUGACAAAGGCCCUCCCGGUGGUAAGGGCCAGCCUGGUGACCCUGGGAUCCCAGGCCACAAGGGUCACACAGGCCUCAUGGGCCCCCAGGGGCCACCUGGGGAGAACGGGCUGGCCGGUCCCCCGGGGCCUCCGGGCCAGCCAGGAUUUCCAGGGCUAAGGGGCGAGUCUCCAUCCAUGGACAUCCUGCGGCGGCUCAUCCAAGAGGAACUGGAAAAACAGCUGGAAACCAAACUCACCUACCUCCUGGCCCAGAUGCCCUCUGCGCACACGAAGGCCUCUCAAGGCAGACCCGGACCCCCAGGGCCUCCUGGAAAAGAUGGGCUUCCAGGUCGGGCAGGCCCCAUCGGGGAGCCAGGAAGGCCAGGGCAGGGGGGUCUGGAGGGACCCUCUGGCCCCAUAGGUCCCAAAGGUGAGCGAGGAGUCAAAGGUGACCCAGGUGCACCUGGAGUUGGCCUCCGAGGCGAGAUGGGACCCCCCGGGAUCCCAGGUCAGCCCGGGGAACCUGGAUAUGCUAAAGAUGGGCUUCCCGGGAGUCCCGGGCCUCAAGGAGAGACAGGACCGGCUGGACACCCCGGCCCCCCAGGUCCCCCCGGCCCCCCGGGCCAGUGUGACCCCUCGCAGUGUGCCUACUUCGCCAGCCUUGCUGCUGCUCGACCUGGUAACGUGAAGGGCCCCUAGAAGAUGCCAGGAUGCCAGGAGAUGCUGGUGGAUUUCUGAAACUUGAACGCACAGCCCGAUGGGAAGCCAGAGGUCUUGAGACAUUUCAGCCAUGUGGUUUUUGUUUUCCUUUCUUUCUUUUAUCACGUGUGUGUGUGUGUGUGUUUUCUGUCUUGUUUUUCUUAAGAGACCUCAACAUUAUUAAAACCAACAGAUGCUGCCGGUCGGUCAGAUUAUAAUAUUAUUAUUGAUAAUUAUUAUUAUUGUUAUUUCAUAUGGCAAUGCUUUUCGAGUUUUUCCCCUCUGCUCUGAAGUUGGGGAAACCGGAUUCGUGAGGCAGAGAACAUUGCUCGCUCUCCUGACGGCCCCCAGUUGAAGUGUAGCUGCCAAUUCUAAGGAAACUCGCGGUGCUAUGAAACCCUGACCGGACACUUGCCAAACUUACCUCUUUCCUCAAAAGGAAACUUUAAGAAAAUGAGGACAAUGGGCUUCUAUUCUUGGUUGUGCCCAGAGGUCGCCCAGGGAGAGAUUAGCUGACAGCCGCUGCUUCCCAGGAGAAGUAAGUGAAGCAGAAAGAGAAGGAAGGUGCAGACACGAAGUGCAGCCUCUGCUCUGGAUGGCGGGUGCACGCAGAAGCGGGCAGGUCCGUCCUCUGGGAGCGGCUCAGCGCCUCCAGGUCCCAAGCCUGCAGAAGGGAGACACUGCACACGGCUGGAGGCUGCUUCCUGGAAUCUCGCAGCGUCUGCACCAAAAAUGUGGGAGCUGACACAGAAAAAGAUGCCCCUGUGUGUUCACUUGGCUUCUGAGCAUGGAUAGGCUCCUCCGUGCCCCCUGUGUUGGUUUCACUCACUUUCAUUUUGAAAUAAGAGGGUCCAGAGACCACUCCCGUGUGUCUGAUGCCGGGCAGUUGGCCGGGGUGCUGGCCAGAGCUGGGAAGCAUGUGUCUCCAGCUUCUGGCAUUGAGUGUAUAUUUGUGAAUGACUCGCCCAGCUCAACAGGUGCUCAAUAAAUCCGAGUUUCCUUUU